UUGAAGAAAAUUUAGCUACCUUAAAUUAUAAUAAAGAAGUUAUAGAAAUAGAUCCUAAAAGUAAUGAUGAGGAUAUCAUGUUAGAUUAUUCAACUCUUGAUAUUAAAAAUAGUAAAGAAGAAAUAUUCAAAAAUAUUGAAAAUUAUGAUGAAAGAUUUA
This is a messenger RNA of Cetraspora pellucida, 159 nucleotides long. NCBI's taxonomy places the organism in Eukaryota, Fungi, Glomeromycota, Glomeromycetes, Diversisporales, Gigasporaceae. The record is from the annotation of a GenBank genome assembly.